Molecule: messenger RNA, 710 nt
Organism: Dentiscutata heterogama
Lineage: Eukaryota; Fungi; Glomeromycota; Glomeromycetes; Diversisporales; Gigasporaceae
Source: the annotation of a GenBank genome assembly
UCACAAUACGAAGAAAGAUGGUAAAGGAACAUGCAAUCCCAUAUUCAACUAAUUGCACCAACGGUACAAUAAAGUCAAAAAUGCAAACCAAAGCCAAGGUUCGGUUUGAUUCUAUUAUAGACGCACUUAAGGAUUUUUCUGAAGGUAAAUUUGUACUGGUUGUUGACAACGAAGAUCGUGAAAACGAAGGUGAUUUAAUCAUUGCUGCUGAAAAAGUAACUACAGAAAAAAUGGCAUUCAUGGUUCGGUAUACAAGCGGGUUAAUAUGUGUACCGACUACUCCAGAACGAUUGGAUCAGUUAAAACUACCUUUGAUGGUACCGAACAAUACCGAAAAAAUGAAAACUGCAUACACGAUAUCGGUGGAUUACAAAUAUAAUACUACCACCGGUAUAUCAGCGCAUGACCGUGCAUUGACAGCACGUUCACUUGCUAAUCCAGCUAUUACAGAUCCAAAUGACUUUAAUAGGCCUGGUCAUGUGUUUCCAUUAAGAUAUCGUGAAGGUGGAGUUUUGAAAAGAAUUGGCCAUACAGAAGCUUCAAUAGCGGGUUUGCAACCAGUUGGAAUUAUCUGUGAAUUGGUAAGGGACGACGGGCAAAUGGCGCGUCGUGAUGAUUGUCGCGCAUUUGCAGAUGAGCAUAAUUUAAAGCUCAUUACUAUCGCAGAUCUAGUACAAUAUCGUUUAGAUAAUGGACUUUUUGAUAUUUAG